This is a messenger RNA of Paraphaeosphaeria sporulosa, 1481 nucleotides long. Its product is annotated as ras-domain-containing protein. Lineage: Eukaryota; Fungi; Ascomycota; Dothideomycetes; Pleosporales; Didymosphaeriaceae. The record is from RefSeq and is a predicted model, not a curated record. Bases 387 to 1259 code for a protein of 290 amino acids. Gene Ontology annotation, molecular function: GTPase activity; GTP binding. The transcript is spliced from 3 exons. Gene Ontology annotation, biological process: regulation of endocytosis. Gene Ontology annotation, cellular component: endosome.
CACAUCGAUUCAGAAUAUCACAGGAACGAUUCAUGACAUUCUAGGCUAAACUGCCAUACCGACGUCGUGGUUCCACGUGAAAGACCCGUCAAACCCCCACCAUUCCGGAACCCUGAGCCGCGGUUCGCUAGGUGCCAUCGAUAAGACACCAGCCAAGCCUUGAACAACACAGCACCGCAGCAAUAGUCGCCCUGCGGCGCACCGACCGCGCGCCUGCGUAACCUAUCUCUUAGCGCGGAUACACAUCUUCGUAUAUUUGCUUUGUUAUACUCCUGCACAGUACCGCGCAACAUCCUCGCGUUGCAACAUCAUGGGCCGGCCCCGGAAAGAAAGUAAUGCAUCGAGUCGGAGCGGUGAGGAGACGGCGAGAGUAGGAACUGGGUAGCAUGUACGACUACCUUGCAAAGAUUAUACUGCUGGGACCGAGCGGUGCUGGCAAGUCAUGCAUGCUUCACCGCUUCGUCAACUCGUCCUGGAAAAUCCUCUCCUCGCAGACCAUUGGCGUUGAAUUCGCCUCGAAAAUCGUGCACAUCCACCCCCGCGACCCUUCCCGUGGCACGCGCAAGCGCAUAAAGCUGCAGCUCUGGGAUACCGCCGGGACAGAGCGCUUCCGCUCCGUCUCUCGAUCUUACUACCGCGGCGCAGCGGGCGCGAUACUUGUCUACGAUGUUUCGAGCUGGCGGUCUUUCGAGGGGCUGAGGACGUACAUGGAGGAUGUACGCGCACUCGCGAGCCCAGACUGUACCAUGAUACUCGCGGGAAACAAGAUGGACGUUGCCGAGGAAGGAGGAGGGCGUAUAGGAGGGAGCUCGUCUGCGAGCAGUUACAGCGAUGGCCUUGAUUCCGCAGCCGCAUCGGUUUCCUCGCGCUCGACGAUCCCCGCGCUAAGUCACUCCAAGGCUACGGUUGCGCCCGAGGGCCGCGAAGUGCCUUUCGACACGGCGAGCCGCUGGGCGGGGCAGAACGGCAUCCCGGUUGCCGUAGAAGUAUCUGCUUUCUCCGGAGAGAACGUGGACGAGCUAUUUGAACGGCUGGCAAGAAUGAUCCUCACCAAAAUUGAACUGGGCGAGAUCGAUCCGGAUGAUCCACAGAGCGGCAUUCAAUAUGGCGACAUCGGCGGCUGGGGCAUUGACGACGGGAAUGAGAGCAUCAGGAGCAGAGGUGGAAGACGCGGCGGUGGAGGCAACGGUCAAUUAAGAGAAUGGGAAGAGGUCUUCAGGUUAAGUGGAAGUACUGGGAGAAGGAAGGGCUGUUGUUGAGGCAUCGCAAAGAAGCCGUAUUGAAGAGUCGUACGAAGUUGAAGCUGGCUGGAGUGGUCUUUUCGAAAUCUGGAAGCAUUGCAGUUGGAUUGCGAGCGUUGCAUCUCGAGUGGCUUUCAUUCGCUUUUGAGCGACAUACCCAUUUUCCGUUUCUUGUGGUUUCUUAUAUGCUAUCGAGGUGUACAGCGGAUCGAUCGAUACAUAAUCUAAUUCCUAAUCUCG